Molecule: messenger RNA, 513 nt
Organism: Saccostrea cuccullata (small rock oyster)
Lineage: Eukaryota; Metazoa; Mollusca; Bivalvia; Ostreida; Ostreidae
Exons: 4
Coding region: 97-513 (138 amino acids)
Source: RefSeq, a predicted model, not a curated record
GUAAUGGAAAGCUAUUAUUAAAGUUUGUAUUGUAGACCUUAUUCCAGAAGUUAGAAGUUUGGAUAAAUCAGAAAAUAGAAAGAGUGAAGAUCAAAGAUGUAUCAUGCAAGUAAAAGAUUGCAGGCAAUUCGCAAACAACUGAAACAAAUCAAUGAACAAUAUAAGAAUGCUGAAUUUGAAAAAGUAACAGUGACAGAAUCAGAUGCAAGAAUGGACAAGAGGAAUGCAAAUAUCCAUGAGAUAAGUGUAGCAAGUGUUUCCAGUAAUGGUCAUUCUACUACGAUGACCAUAGACGACUUAGAAGAACAAGUGUCUGGCAGCAAAAAUAUUAAUGUCGGUGCGGAUCUAGGAUCUUUGAUAGAAUGUUCUACCUCUGAAGUGGCGGGAAUCCCUCUGUCUGAAGACCUUCGGUGCGCCAUAUUGAAUAUGGAGGAUCUGAACGAUGUGGAUAAUGUCCUUGGUGACGUGAUGACCUCUGUAUUAGAUGAUACGUUUUUUGACGUGAACCUCUGA